Messenger RNA from Histoplasma capsulatum G186AR, 2455 nucleotides. RefSeq names its product WD domain-containing protein. Gene Ontology annotation, biological process: positive regulation of anaphase-promoting complex-dependent catabolic process; positive regulation of ubiquitin protein ligase activity; anaphase-promoting complex-dependent catabolic process. Gene Ontology annotation, cellular component: anaphase-promoting complex. Gene Ontology annotation, molecular function: protein binding; ubiquitin ligase activator activity; anaphase-promoting complex binding. The coding region runs from base 294 to 2144 and encodes 616 amino acids. NCBI's taxonomy places the organism in Eukaryota, Fungi, Ascomycota, Eurotiomycetes, Onygenales, Ajellomycetaceae. The record is from RefSeq and is a predicted model, not a curated record. The transcript is spliced from 2 exons.
CUAUUCUCCAUAGAAUCAUUUCCCUCCUCCUAUAUCUCUCUGUAUCCGCUUACAUCUGUAUAUUCUCUACUCGUGUAUGCUCUGUGUUCACGCAUUCAACCCAUCUAUCUUUGUCGAGUAUAGCUAUUUCAAGUAGUUAUAUCCAUACCUUACUGGAGCCUUCCUACCAUUGCUUCUCUGCAAAAAAGCGUCUAGCUAUUCUGGGAAACACCUCGAGUGUUGAAUUUUGAUAUCUCAUCUGCACUCGUUUGUGGUUUGGAGUAGCUUGAGUAUACUGGAAUUCUCAGCAUAAAAUGGCUACUGCCACCGUCUCAACCCCUCUGAAGAGUCACCAUGGACUGUUCUCCUCCAAGACCGCUGGUGGGCGGAUGCCUCUGACACCGUCGCCCAGAUCUAGAACCACUAGCAUAGCCACCAAUGUGUCAAACCACUCCUCUCCCUUCACCCCUCCGCGGCAAUCAUCCGAUUCAACUUAUGUGGCUACUCAGUCAGUGUAUGGCGGUAAUCUCUCCUCCCAUUUCGCCAGAUCUAUUUCGAGAACGGUGUCAAGAACCCACCGAGAUUCUCCAAAGUCGAAUAUUGCCAAAACUAGAAAAUCUCCCCGACAUUUGGAACUGGGUGUUUCUGAUUGGACGUUGACUGGAACUGGUCCAGCCACCGGUCAGACGCCAACUAAAAAAAAGGAGACUUCUUUCCGUUCAAGAACUUCAAAGACAACUAUUCGUCUUCCACAUAAUACGGCCGACCGCUUCAUUCCGAAUCGAUCGGCCAGCGAGGGUCUCGCGACCGCGGGAACUGCCAAGCCAGACGAGCACCAACGGCCAAAGACUAGCGAAGGCUCUGCAGUGCUAGCAAAUGCCGCUAGCGCGUUUCAUAUUGGCAGCAGGGAAAACGAUGACGACAUCGCAAGUGCUUUGGAAAAUCUGGGCCUGGACGACCACGACAACACUACCUAUUCUCGCCCUGCGCCAGAUGCCGUUGCAUACAAAUCAUCCCUUGCCUCCGCAUGCGACAUCUCCCUCAACACUCGCAUCCUUGCGUUCAAACCUCCUCCUCCAGAAUCAUCCAAACCAAUCGACCUCCGCUCCCAGUACAACCGCCCUCUCAAACCAGCCAACCCUCAAUCUGCGCAAUUCAGACGACGAGUCCAAACGGCUCCAGAGCGUGUUUUGGAUGCCCCUGGCCUUGUUGAUGAUUACUACCUUAAUUUGCUAGAUUGGAGUUCGGGCAACCAGGUGGCAAUCGGUCUCGAGCGCAACGUGUAUGUUUGGUCGGCGGAGACCGGUUCCGUCAACUGUCUUUUAGAAACAUCCCCCGAUACCUAUGUCAGCAGCGUGAAAUGGAGUGGUGAUGGAGCUUAUGUGGGUGUCGGGCUCGGCACAGGAGAAGUCCAGAUUUGGGACGUUGAGGAGGGCACCAAGCUGAGGAGCAUGUUCGGCCAUGAGACCCGUGUUGGUGUCAUGGGAUGGAACAAGCACACCCUAUCCACUGGGGCACGAAGUGGCCUUAUUUUCAACCAUGAUGUUCGUAUCGCCCAACACAAGACUGCUGAACUUGUCUCCCACACAUCCGAAGUCUGUGGCCUCGAAUGGCGGUCCGAUGGCGCCCAACUUGCUACCGGAGGAAAUGACAACCUCGUCUCCAUCUGGGACGCAAGAUCUCUGAGCGCACCCAAAUUCACCAAGACCAACCAUCGCGCCGCUGUGAAGGCUCUUAGCUGGUGCCCGUGGCAAUUGAACCUCCUUGCUACAGGAGGUGGAUCCUAUGACCGCCACAUCCAUUUCUGGAACACCACCACUGGCGCUCGCACUAACAGCAUCGACACCGGUUCCCAGGUCACGAGCCUUCGAUGGAGUAACCACUACCGUGAGCUUGUGAGCUCCAGCGGGUUUCCCGAUAACUCCCUGAGCAUCUGGAGCUAUCCUUCCCUCGUUCGUAAUGUGGAAAUUCCCGCUCAUGAAACACGUGUGCUCCACAGCUGUCUCAGUCCCGACGGGCAAAUGUUAGCUACUGCUGCUGCCGAUGAGAGUCUCAAAUUCUGGAAAGUUUUCGAGCGGAAGCCUGGCACCACGGCUGCUGCUUCAAGAGAGGGAGCCGUUGGGUCCAAGGGAAGCCAAAUGGCCAAGCAAAUGACGAUUCGGUAAACCCAGAAUGAAUAUCAGGUUAUGUCGGGUUUUUGAGAGACUCUGCAUUUCACUGGUGUUCGGCAUCGCUUUGUUAAGUUCGUUCUUUGGGCAUUGCAAUGGUCAGAGCGUUGUCUUUUGGUUCAUCCAAUCUCCAUUUGAGGUGAGUAUGAAGAUCGCAAUUGUAGUCAUAUUGAGCGGCGUGUGCUUCUUGUCUUUCCUGUCGAUAAUAAUAGUAGUACGUUUGUUUUUUUGUUGCUUUUGCUUCUGCUUUUGCUGUUCAGUGUCGAUUUUAGUUAGAGGUGAUCGAUCAAUAAGUUUAUUUUCUCGUG